AUGCAGGUGUACUUACCGCUUCUUUUGCUUCUUCAAGUAUACCUAGUCGUUGCAUAUCGGAGCGCACAACCUGCAUGGAACGGCGUCACCCCACCCGGCUCGAUCCCCGAUGGCAGGCCGUUCCUGCCCUACUACGUCCCUGCAGGUUCUGUGUCAGUUGAUGACACGUCACGUUCGCUCAUCUUCUCGUCUCAUUCGUGGCAUAACUUGUCAAACCCGAAGUAUGUCGACGGCACCCUUCAUUCGACGAGCACUCCGGGUGCGUCUAUGACCUACUUGUUCUCCGGUACGGGAAUACAGUGGUUUGGCACCACAGGACCAUCCCAUGGGAAGACGAAUGUCUUCCUUGACGGGAAGCAGAUCGGAACUUCGGAUGGAUACGCGAAGAAUGAGGCAUACCAGCAACGACGUUGGGCAAGUGACGAGUUGGUGUUUGGUCAACAUACCCUCCGAAUUGUCAACACCGAUCAAGGUCAAGGAACGACGACAGACGUCGAUGCACUAGUAGUGCGCCAAACAAAGGCGGCCAAGUUGGGGCACAAACCUGACAUGAUCCUCGAUGCGUCUUCGCACCCAAGUUGGACGUUAGUACAACGGGGAGUCACGGGAGUCUCCGCGAUGCAGCUCUCGGUUGUCUCGGACAACGAAGCCAUCAUCUUCGACAAGGUCGAACACAAUCCGCUCACGGUGAACAAUCAUCCCGCGUGGGGUGCUGUCUACAACCUUGAAACCGACCAUGUUCGACCAUUGAACGUCUUGUCAAACUCCUUCUGUGCAGGUGGGACGUUCCUCUCGAAUGGUACGCUCAUCAGCGUCGGUGGUAAUCCGGUUGUGACGGACAAGACCAGCGCGGCUGAUUUCGGCGAUCUUAAUGGCUUACAGGCUGUUCGCUUGUUUACGCCAUGUGAUGACGACAAAUGCGAUAUCUUCGAAGACUCGGAUCAUAUCCGGAUGACCAGCGCCCGGUGGUACGUGACCGUCACGAGACUUGACGACGGAUCGGCCCUAAUCAUGGGUGGUUCAAAGAAGGGCGGGUGGAUGAACAAUGCCACCGUGAACAAUCCAACUUUCGAAUUCUUUCCUCCCAAGAACAUCCAUGGAUACAAUGGGCUUCCGAUCCCCUCAAGUUUCCUCAAAGACACGCUGAAUGCAAACCUGUUUCCGAUUGCGUUCACACUACCUGACGGAACAGUUUUUGUAGCCGCCAAUCAGGACUCGAUGAUCUACGACUGGAAGAAGAAUGAAGAAACUCGGCUUCCCCGUUUCCCGAAUGGGGUUCGAGUGACGUAUCCUAUGACAGGAACCGCGGUUCUCCUGCCCCUCGCUGUGGCGAACAACUAUACGCCCAUUAUAGUCGUCUGUGGGGGAUCUGCUGUUGACGACACAAAGCCGGGACACGAACUGUCUUCUCAAGCCCCGGCCUCUGACCAGUGCGUUCAGAUGACGCUUACACCGACCGGCAUUGCUGCCGGAUGGGAAGUCGACCUUAUGCCGACUCCGCGAGUGAUGCCUGACGCAGUCCUCCUGCCGGAUGGGAAGGUCGUGAUUGUGAAUGGUGGACGAACCGGUAUUGCAGGAUAUGGAAAUGUAAAGGGACAAAUUGGACAGUCCAACGCGGACCAUCCUGUCUUCCAACCCAUACUUUACGAUCCCGCCAAACCCCUCGGGCAACGCUUCAGCAGCGACGGCAUGCCAACGAGUCAAAUACCAAGGCUGUAUCAUUCGGUUGCGACCCUCGUCCCCAGCGGAGACAUUAUGAUAGCAGGAUCUAACCCGAAUCUCGAUGUCUCCAAUGUGGAAUACCAAACCGAGUAUAGGGUGGAAUGGCUUAGUCCCCCGUACAUUGCCAUGGCAAGACCGAGCAUCCUUGGUUUGCCCGGGAACAUGCUUUACCGCAAAGAGAUUUCGGUCCAAGUGAGAUUGCCGCCUGGAACAAGCAACAUCACGAUCUCGCUCAUGGAUCUCGGUUUCGUCACCCACGCGGUGCACAUGAACUCUCGUCUGGUUGAACUGGUGUGCACGUCGUCCACCCUGCCCACAGGAUCAAGCGACGUUACGACUCUGGCAAUUGCCGGACCACCAUCGUCACUUAUCUACCCGCCUGGAUAUGGCUGGCUGUACGUGCUCGCUGAUGGAGUCCCGAGCGCAGGUAGGCGUAUCAUGGUUGGCGACGGUAGGGCGCCGCCUGAUGAUCCCGGUGCUACAGUAAACCUUCUCGACCACACGAAAGGACCGACGUCUAAGUCUGAGCAUGAUGCUCAGGGUGGAUAA
Dacryopinax primogenitus is the source of this 2271-nucleotide messenger RNA. RefSeq lists its product as uncharacterized. The coding region runs from base 1 to 2271 and encodes 756 amino acids. The record is from RefSeq and is a predicted model, not a curated record. The transcript is spliced from 3 exons. NCBI's taxonomy places the organism in Eukaryota, Fungi, Basidiomycota, Dacrymycetes, Dacrymycetales, Dacrymycetaceae.